Molecule: messenger RNA, 2636 nt
Organism: Toxorhynchites rutilus septentrionalis
Lineage: Eukaryota; Metazoa; Arthropoda; Insecta; Diptera; Culicidae
Product: prolyl 4-hydroxylase subunit alpha-1-like
Exons: 7
Coding region: 519-2186 (555 amino acids)
Biological process (GO): peptidyl-proline hydroxylation to 4-hydroxy-L-proline
Cellular component (GO): endoplasmic reticulum
Molecular function (GO): procollagen-proline 4-dioxygenase activity; iron ion binding; protein binding
Source: RefSeq, a predicted model, not a curated record
UUCAAUCAUUAGCAGUCCAUCCUCCGUCGCGAUACGUCGUGAAUUGUGCGCGCAGCCGGCAGUUCAUUCAUAAAUAGCAAACCUCUGAGAGCAGCAGCAGCAGCAAUGCGUUAUCGAUUUUCGGUGCUCUCUCGCUCGCACCAGUGACAUCGGGUUAGUGACCACAGUGUAUCGGACUGUUCUCGUCUCGUGCGGAGAUAAACAAACCCAGAAGGAGUGCUGCUUCUGGAAGAGUUUGGAAUCGGGAAAAGUAUCUGUCCUAGCGAUUAAGUGUUUUAGUUUUCUUUGUCAUUCUUCGUUUGAUUCACAUAGAAAAUGAAGCACAUCAGAGGCUUCGAAUCGUGUUGAUGAACAGUGAUCUCAUAUUACGCAGAAGCUGUGUAUGCUGUUGGUACGACUCUAGAAAAAUCAUCCGAGAGAACGAAAGUUCUUGUGAACGGGAACAGUGCUGUGUAUGCAAAUUUUAUGCAGUAUUCAUAAAGCUAUAGAAAUAAAAAAUAACAAACUAAUCUACAAUCAUGUGGUACUUUACGCAAUCGCCGCACGUCCUGCCAGUGGUCCUGCUGGCCCUGCUGCUCUCCAUGGUGAAAUUUCGCUCGAUCAGCUCCGAGCUGUUUACGGCGCUGGCCGAAAUGGAGGAACUCAUGGAGACGGAAGCCGUCCUGAUAGCGAAUCUCGAAAGCUACAUCCAGGCCCAGGAAUAUAAGCUGACGCGAUUGAGACACAAAAGCAUCGAGUAUCAGCGGGAACACAUGGAAGCGGCCAAAGACGUCAGCGGGUAUCUGUCCAACCCGGUGAAUGCAUUCCUGCUAACCAAACGGCUGACGACCGAUUGGCGCGAGAUGGAGGAGCUGAUGUCGCGCGAUGUGGGGGCGGAUUUUCUGGAGAACGUUACCAACUUCCGAAGCGGGCUGAAAUUCCCCUCGGAUGAGGAUUUGAACGGGGCGGCGGUGGCGCUGAUGAGGCUACAGGAUACCUACAAUCUUGAGACGGCAUCGCUUGCGCGUGGCGAGUUGAAUGGGGUUCAGUACAGCACCGAAAUGUCCGCUGGGGAUUGUUUCGAGCUGGGAAGGCAAACGUAUCUCAAUGGGGAUUAUUACCACACCGUGCUGUGGAUGCGGGAGGCGAUGGAUCGUCUCUCGCAUGAGGUUAAUCGUACCACAACGAAGGCAGAUGUGUUGGAGUAUUUGGCCUUUUCCACUUUUAAGCAAGGGAAUGUCCACACGGCUCUUCUGAUGACCAACGAGCUGCUCGAGCUGGUACCGGAUCACGAGCGCGCGGUUGGGAAUAAGGUUUACUAUGAGAAAGAACUCGAGAAAGAUGCCCGCCAGAAGGCACUCCGUGGGGACGAUGGCAGUCCGGAUGUUCCCGUGGACACAUCCACUAACAUCAACAAAGGAGCCAAUCCCAGCGUGUACGACUCAUCGGAGCGGAAGCUGUACGAGCAGCUGUGCCGAGGGGAAGUCAACCGCACGGCUGCGGAUAUGUCGGUGCUGAAGUGCCGUUACGUGACGAAUAAAUCCCCGUUCCUGAAGAUUGCUCCCCUCAAGCUGGAGGAAGCGAACCUGCGACCGUACAUUGUCAUCUACCACGAUGUCAUGGCGGAUGCCGAAAUCGAGCUAGUGAAGCGUUUGGCGAAACCAAGAUUUAGGCGAGCGACGGUUCAGAACUAUAAGACCGGUGAGUUGGAGGUGGCCAACUAUAGGAUUAGUAAAUCAGCCUGGCUAAAGGACGAUGAGCAUCCGUACAUCAGGGCAAUCGGGCAGCGGGUCCAGGAUAUGACGGGGCUCACCAUGGCGACGGCAGAAGAGUUGCAGGUGGUAAAUUAUGGUAUCGGAGGUCACUACGAGCCCCACUUCGAUUUCGCUCGGCGGGAGGAGACCAAUGCGUUUAAGAGCCUCGGGACGGGCAAUCGGAUCGCGACGGUGUUGUUUUAUAUGAGCGACGUAACGCAAGGCGGCGCCACCGUCUUCCCCAGCAUACGGGUGGCUCUCAGGCCCAAAAAAGGAACGGCCGCUUUCUGGUACAACCUGCACGCAUCUGGCAACGGAGACUAUGCCACUCGACAUGCCGCCUGUCCCGUCCUAACGGGCACCAAGUGGGUUUCCAACAAAUGGAUCCACGAGCGGGGACAGGAAUUCCUACGGCCCUGUGAACUCUAUCCGGACCAUCCGGAAGAAUUCUGACAGCGGAUAGUGUACGAGGACGAACUGGAGGAACUCGUCUCGCUGCUCGAGGCGGAGGCGGAUGCGGAAGAAGAGGAAGUAGGGCAAAACUUCUAGGAGCGGCCAUAACUGAAUGAUCCCGAUCCCGAGCGAUCGGGAUCUGGAUUUUAUCUACCAAAUAGGGCAUAGCAUAUACGUAUACAACAUAUACACACAAACGUAUAUUUUUUAUAGGAAAAAACCAAUUGAACACAAAAAUUCUCACUCAAUUAUUCUCAUUUUGGAUAUUUUAUGCUCUCUCUUCUUUACAAUUUUAGUUUAGACUGCUAAGACUAACAGAAUUUCCAGAUGCAUUUAAAUGAUUACCAGUAUGCCAUAAGCUAGUGAAUUUCGCGGCUUCACUCACCCACAAGAGAAGCGGCUCUUUGUAAAUAAUAAAACCGUUCCGAGUACAGAAAAAAUAAACAACCC